GCCAAUGCAGCCGCCAUCCACGCACAAGCAAAGAAGCAUGUCCCAUUUAAAUACACCCACGCAGCCCCAGCGCCCUUAGCCGAUCAGGGCGCGCAGCCCACACGCACCGCGGCUCCGGGCUUGGAGGUCCGCGCAGGUCGGGCUCCGGGAACCAGCGGAUCGACGCUCACAGAAGAUCGGAAUCCGACUCUGGUUGGGGGCCCGGGUGGGCGGGGGAGGCUGGGCCCCGGGCCUCUCUGGCGGACAGCCGCAUGAGGACGCGAGCGAAAUAGACCAGGGUGGACUUGCCAAAGGCAGACUCCUCGGGCUGGUUUGGUCCAUUUCUCCCGCGAAGAGUCGACAUGGCGAGCGACUCCCCAGCUCGCAGCCUGGAUGAAAUCGAUCUCUCCGCCCUGAGGGACCCUGCAGGAAUCUUUGAGUUGGUGGAACUGGUUGGAAAUGGAACGUAUGGUCAAGUGUAUAAGGGUCGUCAUGUCAAAACAGGACAGCUUGCAGCCAUUAAGGUUAUGGACGUCACAGGGGAUGAAGAGGAAGAAAUCAAACAAGAAAUUAACAUGUUGAAGAAAUAUUCUCAUCACAGGAACAUCGCAACAUACUACGGUGCUUUCAUCAAAAAGAACCCUCCGGGCAUGGAUGACCAGCUAUGGUUGGUGAUGGAGUUCUGCGGUGCUGGCUCCGUCACUGACCUGAUCAAGAACACGAAAGGCAACACACUGAAAGAAGAAUGGAUCGCAUACAUCUGCAGGGAGAUCUUACGGGGCCUGAGUCACCUGCACCAGCACAAAGUGAUUCACCGAGAUAUUAAAGGGCAGAAUGUCUUGCUGACUGAAAAUGCAGAAGUUAAGCUAGUGGACUUUGGAGUGAGUGCCCAGCUUGACCGAACAGUGGGCAGGAGGAACACAUUCAUUGGGACCCCCUACUGGAUGGCACCAGAAGUCAUUGCCUGUGAUGAGAACCCAGAUGCCACGUAUGAUUUCAAGAGUGACUUGUGGUCUUUGGGAAUCACCGCCAUUGAGAUGGCAGAAGGUGCACCCCCCCUCUGUGACAUGCAUCCUAUGAGAGCCCUCUUCCUCAUCCCCCGGAACCCAGCGCCUCGCCUCAAGUCUAAGAAGUGGUCAAAAAAAUUCCAGUCAUUUAUUGAGAGCUGCUUGGUAAAGAAUCACAGCCAGCGACCAGCCACGGAACAGCUGAUGAAGCAUCCGUUCAUCCGAGACCAACCUAAUGAGAGGCAGGUCCGCAUCCAGCUGAAGGACCAUAUCGACAGGACAAAGAAGAAGCGGGGAGAAAAAGAUGAGACUGAAUAUGAAUACAGCGGAAGUGAGGAGGAAGAGGAAGAGAACGACUCUGGAGAACCUAGCUCCAUUCUGAACCUGCCAGGAGAGUCAACACUGCGGCGAGACUUCCUGAGACUGCAGUUGGCCAACAAGGAGCGCUCAGAGGCCCUGCGGAGGCAGCAGCUGGAGCAACAGCAGCGCGAGAACGAAGAACACAAGCGGCAGCUGCUGGCUGAGCGCCAGAAGCGCAUCGAGGAGCAGAAGGAGCAGAGGCGGAGGCUGGAGGAGCAACAGAGGCGAGAGAAGGAGCUCCGGAAGCAGCAGGAGCGGGAACAGCGCAGACACUAUGAAGAGCAGAUGCGCAGGGAGGAGGAGAGGAGGCGCGCGGAGCAUGAGCAGGAGUACAUCAGGCGACAGUUAGAGGAGGAGCAAAGACAGUUAGAGAUCUUACAGCAGCAGCUACUGCAUGAACAAGCUCUACUUCUGGAAUACAAGCGCAAACAGCUGGAAGAGCAGAGGCAAGCGGAAAGACUUCAGAGGCAGCUAAAGCAAGAGCGGGACUACCUGGUUUCCCUCCAGCAUCAGCGGCAGGAGCAGAGGCCCCUGGAGAAGAAGCCGCUGUACCAUUACAAGGAGGGCAUGAGUCCCAGUGAGAAGCCAGCCUGGGCCAAAGAGGUAGAAGAACGCUCAAGACUAAAUAGACAGAGUUCGCCUGCCAUGCCUCACAAGGUCGCCAACAGGAUCUCUGACCCCAACCUGCCCCCAAGAUCGGAGUCCUUCAGCAUCAGUGGGGUUCAGCCUGCUCGGACACCCCCAAUGCUCAGACCUGUUGACCCCCAGAUUCCACAGCUGGUAGCUGUAAAAUCCCAGGGACCUGCCUUGACCGUCUCCCAGUCAGUGCACGAGCAACCCACAAAGGGCCUGUCUGGGUUCCAGGAGGCUCUGAAUGUGACCUCUCACAGGGUUGAGAUGCCACGCCAGAACUCAGAUCCCACCUCAGAAAACCCUCCUCUCCCGACUCGCAUUGAGAAGUUCGACCGAAGCUCUUGGCUACGACAAGAAGAAGAUAUUCCACCAAAGGUGCCUCAAAGAACAACUUCUAUAUCCCCAGCAUUAGCCAGGAAGAAUUCCCCUGGGAAUGGCAGUGCUCUGGGCCCCAGACUUGGAUCUCAACCAAUCAGAGCAAGCAAUCCUGAUCUCCGCAGAACUGAGCCUGUCCUGGAGAGCCCCUUGCAGAGGACCAGCAGCGGCAGUUCCUCCAGCUCCAGCACUCCCAGCUCCCAGCCCAGCUCCCAAGGAGGUUCUCAGCCCGGGUCGCAAGCGGGAUCUAGUGAACGAACCAGAGUUCGGGCCAACAGUAAGUCAGAAGGAUCACCUGUGCUCCCCCAUGAACCUUCCAAGGUGAAACCAGAAGAAUCCAGAGACAUCACCCGGCCCAGUCGACCAGCUAGCUAUAAGAAAGCUAUAGACGAGGACCUGACGGCAUUAGCUAAAGAAUUAAGAGAACUCCGGAUUGAAGAAACAAACCGCCCACUGAAGAAAGUGACCGACUACUCCUCCUCCAGUGAAGAGUCAGAGAGCAGUGAGGAGGAAGAGGAAGAUGGGGAGAGUGAGACACACGAUGGGACAGUGGCUGUCAGUGACAUCCCCAGACUAAUACCAACAGGAGCUCCGGGGAGCAACGAGCAGUAUAACGUGGGAAUGGUCGGGACACAUGGACUGGAGACCUCUCAUGCGGACACCUUUGGCACCAGUAUUUCCAGAGAAGGAACCUUGAUGAUCAGAGAGACGGCUGAAGAGAAGAAGAGGUCUGGCCACAGUGACAGUAAUGGCUUCGCAGGUCACAUCAACCUCCCAGACCUAGUGCAGCAGAGCCACUCCCCAGCCGGGACUCCCACCGAGGGACUGGGUCGUGUCUCCACCCAUUCUCAGGAGAUGGACUCUGGGACUGAAUAUGGCAUGGGAAGCAGCACCAAAGCCUCCUUCACCCCCUUCGUGGACCCCAGAGUGUACCAGACAUCACCCACGGAUGAAGAUGAGGAAGAUGACGAGUCCUCCGCUACUGCCCUCUUUACUAGUGAACUUCUUAGGCAAGAACAAGCUAAACUCAAUGAAGCGAGGAAGAUUUCCGUGGUAAAUGUGAACCCAACGAACAUUCGCCCUCACAGUGACACGCCUGAAAUCAGAAAAUAUAAGAAACGCUUCAAUUCCGAAAUACUUUGUGCAGCUCUGUGGGGUGUAAACCUUUUGGUGGGAACUGAAAAUGGCCUGAUGCUCUUGGACAGAAGUGGCCAAGGCAAAGUCUACAAUCUGAUCAACCGGAGGCGGUUCCAGCAGAUGGACGUGCUAGAAGGGCUAAACGUCCUGGUGACGAUAUCAGGAAAGAAGAAUAAGCUGCGUGUUUACUAUCUUUCAUGGCUAAGAAACAGAAUACUGCACAAUGACCCAGAAGUGGAAAAGAAGCAGGGCUGGAUCACAGUCGGGGACCUGGAAGGCUGUAUCCAUUACAAAGUUGUUAAAUAUGAGAGGAUCAAGUUCUUGGUGAUUGCCUUAAAGAAUGCAGUGGAGAUAUAUGCUUGGGCUCCUAAGCCUUAUCACAAGUUCAUGGCGUUUAAGUCUUUUGCAGAUCUUCAGCAUAAGCCUCUGCUUGUUGACCUCACAGUAGAAGAAGGUCAAAGGUUAAAGGUCAUUUUUGGCUCACACACUGGUUUCCAUGUAAUUGAUGUUGAUUCUGGAAACUCCUAUGAUAUCUACAUACCGUCCCACAUUCAGGGCAACAUCACUCCUCACGCCAUUGUCAUCUUGCCCAAAACGGAUGGGAUGGAAAUGCUGGUCUGCUAUGAGGAUGAGGGGGUGUAUGUGAACACCUACGGCCGGAUCACGAAGGAUGUGGUGCUCCAGUGGGGAGAAAUGCCCACCUCUGUGGCCUACAUUCAUUCCAAUCAGAUAAUGGGCUGGGGCGAGAAAGCUAUUGAGAUCCGGUCAGUGGAAACAGGACAUUUGGAUGGAGUGUUUAUGCAUAAGCGAGCUCAAAGGUUAAAGUUUCUAUGUGAAAGAAAUGAUAAGGUAAAUCCGUUUCAACUUUGCUUUAGUGUUUGCAUUUUAAGAGACCUCCAGGUACCUGUGAAAUCUUUAUUUUCCUUGAUGCUACCGAGUCACAACUGUAUUAAGGGAUCAAUAGGGUAUCUUGAGAUUCUGUUACCUGACUUGAUUCAUGUGAACAUUCAGAAUCUAUAACUCAUGCAUCCAAACCAACAUAAGACAUCUAAACUUUCCUUGUAAACUCUUAGUACCUGUUGUGGCCUGUGGGCCUCUGGUGAUUAACAACCAUUGCAGACUCUCCAAUGUGCUUAGAGCAGCUGGCCCAUCAUUCACCAUCUCACAGUGGGUCAGCCUCAUGGUUUUACCUUUAAGCCUUUCAUAGAGACACUGUUGGGACUUAGCUUUCACAUUCUAUUCACCCUUAAGUGUAAAACAUCUGACAUGUAGAUGAACUUCUAAAAACUGCCACUCAUUGCCAAGAAACAAAACCACAAAUUCAACUCCUGCCAUGUCCUGCCUCAUUCCAACCAUGUUUCUCCUGACAUGUCACAGGGGGGCUACAUUCGAAUGUAAGUGACCAUGUCUGUCCAGCAUGAUUGGUCACCCCACAGGAGUCCACUGAGGUGACCCUGCUCUCCCUUGCCCUCCCAGUAGCUAAUCUACAUUUGUGAGCCCAUGCUCUAAGACUAUAGUCAGCCUAACAACCAUGUCCCCGGGCAGCAGAUUUAAACACCUGUAGGAAGGAAUGUGGUGGGUUGAGCUGUUUACAUCUCCUUGUUCACCCCAGUUCCCCAGAGGCCAGACUGGUCUUCAUCCAACCCUGGUAAUAUGGGUCUGGAUUCUGUGACCCUGGCUAGCUGCUUCCGACCUCGUGUGAUCUAGUGGACAGCAGCUAUGGGAGACAAGGAUGGUUACUAGAAGACUCACCAGACUGUGUCAGACACUAGACUUAGCAAGUACGAUUCCAACACUUCUACAGGCCUAGAACCCAAGAGAUGAAAUGUCUGGGUAUGGACAGCUGCCCUGCCAUUCUUGACGACAUACCCCAGCAGGCCUCGGCCAGCCCAUACUCUCAGGCAAGGGCCUCUAAUUUAGUCCCUAAUGCACAGAUGGGACAACAGCGACCCUUCCUUUCAACAAACCCUCACUGUCACCUAUUUCGAGUCUCUGACCCCUAGAGUAGCCUUACCUUCCUCUGUAGCAUCAGCUAAAUGUCAAGCAAUUCCUCAAGCUUCUUAAGGAACCAUGAGGACAAAGUAGCACUAGGGACAAAUACUCAUUCCUCAGACCACAGACACUGACUGAUUGAAGGGCUAUUGCACAGCCCCAAAUAUUAUUUUCCAGGGGCAGUGGUUCACUGACAUUCAGUUCAAGCAAGUAGUAAUCUGAAUUCUGCUCACGUUUUUCAAGUCUUUCAUAAAACGAUUGAACUGACUCAGACCUAAUGGACUGUAGUUCCACUUAUUAAUGCCAUUAUCUCCUUUGGCUUAGGAUCUGCUAGCAUCAGCAUAGAGGCCAAGUGCCAACCCUGAAGCACCAGACUGGGCAGGCAUUCAACACCUUAGCCUAGAUAACCAUAACCACUCUAAUAUCUUUAAGUUUAAAAAUUGAACAUCAAAGUUGUACAACUGUCAGUAGGCCCCAAAAUGCUGCCCAUAAGUUUGGGAAUUAAGGGGUUCUCUUUCAUCUGCCUCCAUGUCACUCACGAGGGAGAGAAAGAGUGUCCCUGGACCUUUCUAGAAAUCGUCAUUGUCCCAGGCCAGAAGUCCAGCAAUAAAUAAUAAUCUGAGAAAACAUAAGGGCAGGAGGAUUUCCACGCAAUGCACUGUCUGAAAUGUCACUAUAAACACUGGCCAGGGAAACUUAACUGAAUGUGUUGCAAGGGUAGGACAUGUGGAAGAAAAUUGCUAUACAGUUGAAGAAGAGAAGGGGGAAAAAAACCCAUGAAGAUGCACUAACUUGUUUUUAAUUCCAAACAGGUAUUUUUUGCAUCCGUGCGAUCUGGAGGAAGUAGCCAAGUGUUUUUCAUGACCCUCAACAGAAAUUCCAUGAUGAACUGGUAACGGAAGAGCACUUGGCACUUGUCUUCAUGGCGUUCUCUCUAAUGUAAGAGAACAUAACGCAUGUGGACGUUUGCCAGUCUAGAGGCAGACUCAGAAGGCCUGGUUGAACACCCCGCUUUCCCGUUUCCUCUCCCUCCAUCCCUCCCAAUAGAGUCCCUCUUUCAGUGUUGCAGCCUGGUUGAGAAGGAGAGAAAGAGGUGGCAGGAAUGUCUGGGAGAUUCCGAGGAUGCUGCAUUGUCUGUGGACACAGUUGGACCUUGUGCCCUUCGGAGUUAGGGAUAGAAACAAACAUUGUGUGCUUUUAUGAUUAAGCUGUGUUUGUGCUGCCUUUUCAGUUCUUUUGGUCUGGGAUUUUUUUAAACUUUUCUUUACCCCCUUAUUUUGUAAGAAUGGGGAAAGAAUGCAUACUGGGAAAUUAGACUACUUUUUUUUUUUUAAAUUCUGUCUGCCUGCUAGCUUUAAGUAUAUGGUAUGUUGUAAAAUCUCCAAUUCCUGGUAGUGAGAGACAGCACAAUAAAUGUACCUUGUCUCCCUGUACUGAAGGCCAUAACCGCAUUGUCGGGUAAUUUAAGAAUUCUCUUGUCUUCACCAACCCAAGAGGAUGUUUUGUUGUUGAUGAUUUUUUUUUAAUUGCUACUGGCUAAUGAAUUUUUGAAGGAGAAGCAAAAUAGCUGGUUUUCUCCUCUCUGGGGAAAUAGAUUUUAAAUGGCUAAACUACUAGCCUUAAUCUAAUAAAACCAACUGCUAUGUUGUGAGUCUGGCAGGCCGUAUUUUGAUAUGGCCCUUUCUGGAUGGAGGGUGUUGAAUGGGACAGAGAUGCCACUGAGUUGAAUGGUCUCGUGACUGUGGAGGGAUUCUGGGGUGCCAUUGUCCCUUGAUUAUUAUGCAAGAGAUCAGGGCGAAACAUGGGAUGACAGGUGGGUCACCCCGAAGGAGCUUCUGAAAAAUGAGCUAAUAUGUCUAUGUAAAUACACAUGCGUUCUUUCUUCAAGGCACAAAGCGUCCCUGCUAAGAGGUUCCUUCGUUUGGGCUUUGUUAGGACUGAGACUGAUGGAGAUCUUUCCUGGAGCUGGAGUUAACAUGACAGCCAUGCUCUGGAAACCCAGCUCCUUCCCAAGGGUGCCACUUUCUCAAGAUAAAAACUGUGACAUGAAGAAUUACUAAUAAAAGUUUCUGAGCUGCC
Chionomys nivalis (European snow vole) is the source of this 7562-nucleotide messenger RNA. It is a transcript of the gene Tnik, whose product is annotated as TRAF2 and NCK interacting kinase. The record is from RefSeq and is a predicted model, not a curated record. Bases 342 to 4511 code for a protein of 1389 amino acids. NCBI's taxonomy places the organism in Eukaryota, Metazoa, Chordata, Mammalia, Rodentia, Cricetidae. The transcript has 32 exons. Gene Ontology annotation, biological process: protein phosphorylation. Gene Ontology annotation, molecular function: protein kinase activity; ATP binding.